AAUCUCGCGAGAGUAUCACCCGCCUCCUUCCUUUAGACGGGUCAGGAUUCUUCGAGAUCUCUCUGUGCUGCCGCUUCGCCCGUCCCUUCCCCCUCGCGAGGAGGCAGCCGGAGUCGCGUGCUGCGGCAGCCCAUUUAAACAGUCGGAGCGGUCGCUCCGGGUGAACUGCGGAGGCUACUGCGGCGGACGGAUUUCCCCCUCAGGCGGCGCCGGUCAGCAUCUUCUCGGCUCUGCUUUCUUCGCCUGCCCGGCAACCGGCCCCGUGCGCUCUUCUUUUUUAAGUAGGCCUCUCGGGCCUCUCUCCGGCGUUUCUCUCCCUCGCCCCCGAAGGCACCAUGUCCGUGGUGGGAAUCGAUCUGGGCUUCCAGAGCUGCUAUGUGGCGGUGGCCCGCGCGGGGGGCAUCGAAACGAUCGCCAACGAGUAUAGCGACCGCUGCACCCCGUCAUGUAUAUCAUUUGGACCCAAGAACCGUUCAAUCGGAGCUGCAGCGAAGAGCCAGGUAAUUUCAAAUGCAAAGAAUACAGUGCAAGGUUUUAAAAGAUUUCAUGGUCGUGCGUUUUCGGAUCCUUUUGUUCAUGAUGAAAAAGCUAAACUUGCUUAUGAGCUUGUCCAGCUGCCCUCACUUUCUGUUGGCAUUAAGGUUAAAUAUAUGGAAGAAGAACGAAACUUCACAGUUGAGCAGAUUACAGGAAUGCUUCUCACUAAACUAAAAGAAACUGCAGAGAAUGCUCUUAAAAAACCUGUAGUUGACUGUGUUGUAUCUGUUCCUUGCUUUUAUACAGAUGCAGAGAGGAGAUCUGUCAUGGAUGCUACACAGAUUGCUGGAUUAAACUGCUUGAAGUUAAUUAAUGAAACUACUGCAGUUGCUCUGGCCUAUGGGAUCUAUAAACAAGACCUGCCUGCAUUAGAAGAAAAACCAAGAAAUGUGGUAUUUGUUGAUUUAGGGCAUUCAGCUUAUCAAGUAUCAGUAUGUGCAUUCAACAAGGGUAAAUUAAAGGUACUUGCAACAGCAUUUGACACCAUGCUCGGUGGCAGGAAAUUUGAUGAAGUAUUAGUAAAUUAUUUUUGUGAAGAAUUUGGGAAGAAAUACAAACUAGACAUAAAGUCCAAUAUUCGGCCCUUGUUAAGAUUAUCUCAGGAAUGUGAGAAGCUGAAGAAGCUUAUGAGUGCAAAUGCUUCUGACCUGCCCAUGAAUAUAGAAUGCUUCAUGAAUGAUAUUGAUGUCUCUGGGACUAUGAACAGAGGCAAAUUCUUAGAGAUGUGUGAUGAUCUUUUGGCCAGAAUAGAACCACCUCUUCGCAGCGCCUUAGAUCAAGCUAAAUUAAAGAAGGAGGAUGUCUGUGCAGUAGAAAUAGUAGGAGGGGCUACAAGAAUUCCUGCUGUAAAAGAACGGAUCAGUAAAUUUUUUGGUAAAGAACUCAGUACAACUUUGAAUGCGGAUGAAGCGGUCACACGAGGCUGUGCAUUGCAGUGUGCUAUUCUAUCCCCAGCUUUUAAAGUGAGAGAAUUUUCUAUCACAGAUUUGGUGCCAUACCCCAUUUCUUUAAAAUGGAACUCCCCAGCAGAAGAGGGGAUAAGUGAUUGUGAAGUAUUUCCAAAGAAUCAUGCUGCACCUUUCUCCAAAGUCCUUACAUUUUACAGAAAGGAACCCUUUACUUUGGAAGCUUAUUAUAGUUCACCUAAAGAAUUGCCAUACCCAAACUCUGCCAUAGCUCAAUUUUUAGUUCAGAAAGUAAUACCCCAAAAGGAUGGAUCCAGUUCCAAAGUGAAAGUUAAAGUCAGAGUAAAUAUCCAUGGCAUUUUCAGUGUUUCAAGUGCAUCCCUUGUGGAAGUUCAUAAAUCAGAGGAAAAUGAAGAGCCCAUGGAAACAGAUCAACAUACAAAAGAUGAAGAGAAGAUGCAAAUAGACCAGGAAGAGCAACAGAAAAGUGAGGAACAACAACAGCAAACACAAGUUGAAAACAAGACUGAAUCUGAGGAAAUGGAGACAUCUCAGGCUGGAUCGAAAGAAAAGAAAACGGACCAGCCCCCUCAAGCUAAGAAAGCUAAAGUAAAGACAACGACAGUGGAUCUUCCAAUUGAGAAUCAUUUGGUGUGGCAGAUAGGAAAGGAUAUGUUGAACUUAUUUAUUGAGAAUGAGGGUAAAAUGAUCAUGCAGGAUAAACUGGAGAAGGAGCGGAAUGAUGCCAAGAAUGCAGUGGAGGAGUAUGUUUAUGAAAUGAGAGACAAACUCUGUGGCGUGUAUGAAAAAUUUGUUAGUGAUGAGGAUCGUAAUAGCUUCACUUUGAAGUUGGAAGACACAGAGAACUGGUUGUAUGAAGAGGGUGAAGAUCAACCAAAACAAGUUUAUAUUGAUAAACUUGUUGAACUGAAAGCUGUGGGGCAGCCUAUUCAGGCACGAUUUCAAGAAUCUGAAGAAAGACCAAAAGCUUUUGAAGAGCUUGGGAAACAUGUUCAACAAUAUAUGAAAGCUGUUCAUGCAUUUAAAGAAAAGGAUGAGCAAUAUGAUCACUUAGACCCUGCCGAAAUGGCUAAAGUGGAGAAGAGUACAAAUGAAGCAAUGGAAUGGAUGAACAACAAGCUUAAUCUUCAGCACAAGCGAAGUCUUACUUUGGACCCUGUUAUUACAGCAAAGGAAAUUGAAGCAAAAACAAAAGAACUGAUAAACAUCUGUAAUCCUAUUGUUACCAAACCCAAACCCAAAGUGGAACCACCAAAAGAGGAUCAAAAAUCAGCAGAACAGAAUGGUCCAGUAGAAGGCCAGGGUGAUGCCACCAAGGCUUCUCAGACUGCUGAACAGCAUACAGAUUCAACAGCUCCAACAUCUACAGAAAAGAAACUUCCGGAAAUGGAUAUUGAUUGAAUUCCAGUUCUUUAUAUUACAUACUACAAUAAAGCUUUAUGUUGUCUACUUUAUGAUCUGAAUAUAAAUGGGAGCGAAUUGAGAACUGUUAUUUUUCUCACAGUACAUUUUUGGAUGGGAUUAGUUGGUAGGGAGCAGCAAACUCUUGGUUACCGUAUUUUCCGGUGUAUAAGACGACCCCCGACUUCGGAGACAAUUUGCAUGGUUUAGAAAGUCGUCUUAUACGCUGGAAAAUACGGUAGUUAAAUCUUCAGCUGAAUAAGUUCAGUCUUUUGCCAUAUGAUGCCAGAAAUCCUUGAUAGCUAUUAGAUUUGCACAUCUGCUCUUUCAGUUUAAUCCUCUUCAUGUUGUGAAUCCCAUUAUUUAAAGUGUAAGAGCAACUAGAAUGUUUUGGUAGUUUGCUUUUAAUCUACAAUUAAAUUACUAUUGUGGAUUGAAGCAGCAUUAGUUGAUGGAAAACUACCAGAAGUAUUUAAAGCUCUGGUUCUAACACAAAAGAGCAAAAUAAAGAUAUUAGAUUGUGAUCCCUUUGCAAUUAUGGAAGCAAUAAUAGCAUGUUUUAUACCUGGAAGUUUAAUUCAUUUUUAUUUUACCAUUUUAUGGUUAUGUGAGAUAUAAGGCAACAUGGCUCAGAUUACUUAUUCAGGUUAAAUGUAAAGAAAUGAAGUAGCUGGAGUGUUUUUUCCCAGUUCAUGUUCACACUCUAUUAAUAUUCAUUAUGUCCUAGGUGUUGUAUCAAAUUGUUUAUCUGAUAUGCAGAAUAGAAUUUAUCUAAAAUAUGCUAUUAGAUCCAAUAUGUAUCCUCAUGAUAAAUUUCUCCCCAGCUAUAAGAAAUGCUGUGUAAAUUUCUGUCUCUAGCUUAGUUGUAGGGGGAAAAGGAGGGAAUACUGCUAGCUGCCUCUGGAUUAUUCUGAUUAGUAGCUAACAUAGAAGAUAGUAUUCGUUUUCCUACACUUGAAAAUGAUCAUUUUAUCUUCCAGCUAAAGAAGGAAUCUGGCAGUUUGCUCUUGUGUUCAUUUACACUUUGGCUGUGUUAUUCUUCUAGUAUUGAUAAUUGUCAUUAACUUGUAUGUGUUGAAAUCAAAUGAAAGCUUCCAUACACAUUACAAGAAAUAAAUGCACUGGAUUCUGUUGCA
Molecule: messenger RNA, 4000 nt
Organism: Crotalus tigris (Tiger rattlesnake)
Lineage: Eukaryota; Metazoa; Chordata; Lepidosauria; Squamata; Viperidae
Gene: HSPA4
Product: heat shock protein family A (Hsp70) member 4
Exons: 19
Coding region: 336-2864 (842 amino acids)
Biological process (GO): protein folding
Cellular component (GO): nucleus; cytosol
Molecular function (GO): ATP-dependent protein folding chaperone; ATP binding
Source: RefSeq, a predicted model, not a curated record